AUGCUGGACCAGAAACAAAUCGAGAUACUCGGCCGCCAACGCCCCGCCGUCUUCUCGUCAUGGCUCGUCGAGUCCGGCUUCGUCCUCGCCGUCGUCGGAUCGCUGAUGAUGAGCGAGUACACCAUCAGCGGCUUCAACAUUGCGCUGCCGGCGCUGGCCGAAACGCUCGACAUGCCGGAAUCGGCCCGGACGUGGCCGGCCGCCGUGCCGAACCUGACCACGGCGGCGCUGCUGCUCCCGUUUGCGCGGCUCUCGGAGCGGUACGGCGGCCGGGUCGUCUUCCUCGCCGGACACAUGUGGCUGAUGGCCUGGUCGCUGGUGUGCGGCUUCAGCCAGAACCCGACGAUGCUGAUUGUGUGCCGCGCGAUGCAGGGCAUAGGGUCCUCGGCCUUUCUCCCUGCGAGUCUGGCGGUCAUGGGCCAGAUAUACCGGCCGGGCCCGCGGAAGAACCUCGUGUUCAGCGCAUACGGGGCGUUUGGAUGUAUUGGGUUCUUCUUCGGCGUCGUCAUGGGCGCCGUGGCGGCGGAGAGUCUCGGAUGGAGGUGGUACUUCUGGAUGGGCGCCAUCUUUGUGUUUCUCAUCGGCGCCACGGGCUUCCUCACGAUCCCGUCGAAUCUCGGCGACGCCAACCCGGACGUUCGCAUGGACUGGUGGGGACUCUGCACCAUCGUGCCGGGACUGGCGUUGGUGGUGUUUGCCCUGACGGAUGGAGGCCAUGCGCCGUCGGGCUGGCGCACGCCGUACAUAUACGUCACGUUCGUCUUGGGGAUCCUCUUUCUUUGCGCGGCCGUCUACGUUGAAGGGUGGGUUUCGGCGCAGCCGCUCCUCCCAGUUGAGUUGUUCCGUCCCAAGUACAUGAAGCGACUGGUUGCGUCUCUGUUCAUGUCGUACGGCAUAUUUGGACUAUACAUGUUCUAUGCCAGUUUUUAUAUCGAAUCGGUGCUCCAAGUGUCACCCUUGCAGACUGCCGCGUGGUUCUCUCCACUGGCAGUUGGAGGACUUAUCUUAGCCCUGGUGGGCGGGUUCGUGCUGCAUAUCUUGCCCGGGCGGAUUCUCCUGAUUAUUUCCGGGCUUGGGUUCUUGGCCUCGGUUCUGCUGUUCGCGCUCAUCCCCGAGAACCCUCCGUCGAGGAACUACCUGUUCUGGGCAUAUAUUUUCCCUGCCAUGGUGUGCGGGACUAUUGGCGUGGACAUUGCGUUUAAUGUGACUAAUAUUUUCAUCACAACUUCCAUGCCUAGACGGCUGCAGGCGGUUGCUGGAGCCCUGUGCAGCAGUCUGCUGUAUCUAGGCAUGGCGUUUUGGUUGGGCGUGGGUGAACUGGCAGUCACAGCUACGAUAGAUAUUCGCGGAAAGGAAAAUGUGAGCCAACGCGAACAAUACCAGAUUGGGUUCUGGACGGGCGUUGGACUGGCCGCGGCAUCGCUGUGCUUGGUGGUGACGAUCAACCUGGGCCAGGCGUCGGCGUCAUUGACGGCAGACGAGCAGGCGGAACUGAAGCGACGAGAGAAUUCCUGA
Ilyonectria robusta is the source of this 1515-nucleotide messenger RNA. RefSeq names its product major facilitator superfamily-domain-containing protein. NCBI's taxonomy places the organism in Eukaryota, Fungi, Ascomycota, Sordariomycetes, Hypocreales, Nectriaceae. Gene Ontology annotation, biological process: transmembrane transport. The coding region runs from base 1 to 1515 and encodes 504 amino acids. The record is from RefSeq and is a predicted model, not a curated record. The transcript is spliced from 2 exons. Gene Ontology annotation, cellular component: membrane. Gene Ontology annotation, molecular function: transmembrane transporter activity.